AUGUUCAAGAUCAAAUUUGCUCUCGAACCAUUCUUGGCUCUCCUCCUCUUAUCGGUCGUUACCGACUUAUCGCGGUUGGCUUUCGGUGGCGAUUUUGGAAAAGUAUUCGUAUCAGGAGCUGAGGUGAUUAAGAUUGGCGGCAAAGUACACAGUGAAAAUUUGUUCGUUGUGAAUAGGGAGCUUUCUCCGGAUGGCUUCGAACGCUCUACCGUUCUCGCUGGAUUAUCUUCUCAGAAUGGAACGUUCCCUGGGCCACUUAUUACAGGAACCAAAGGGGACCGAUUUCAGAUCAACGUGACGGACCUUCUCACCGACAGCACAAUGGCGAGAAGUACUAGUAUCCACUGGCACGGUCUUUUCCAAAAAACUACCAACUAUGCCGAUGGGGUAUCUUUCGUGUCUCAAUGCCCCAUCGUCGCGAACCACUCGUUUAUGUAUGAUUUUCAAGUUCCAGAUCAAGCGGGCACCUUCUGGUACCAUAGUCACCUGUCGGUUCAAUACUGCGACGGCUUGCGAGGUCCCAUUGUGAUAUAUGACCCACUCGACCCACACCGAUUCUUAUAUGAUGUAGACGAUGAAUCUACGGUCAUCACGAUUGCAGACUGGUAUCAUGAUACAAGCUACGAACUCAUUGCGAAACGGGCUGGUCUGACCCCUGAUGCGACUUUGAUUAACGGCAAAGGACGCUACGUUGGAGGUGUAAGCAUCCUUAAAGUCUUACCUGCUCAGCUCCAACGUUUACCCCUUCUCUCACAGCCUAACAUCCCUCUAGAAGUAAUCAACGUCGAAUACGGAAAACGUUACCGUUUUCGUGUCAUCUCCAUGUCGUGUGGCGUCGACCACGGCUUCUCCAUUGACGGACACGAUCUAACCAUCAUUGAAGUCGACGGAGUCAACACCCAACCGCUCACGGUAAAUCAUAUCCAACUCUACGCUGCGCAGCGGUACUCCGUUGUCCUACAUGCCAACCAGAAACCGGAUGUGUAUCGUAUAAGAGCACUAGCGACCUCUGGUGUGGGUGCCCAGAACUUCACCAAUGGUGUGAACUCGGGUAUCUUGAGAUACAAGAACGCGGCUGGAAAUUCUGAUAGAGAGCCUACGUCCUCACAGCAGAGUCAUAUGGUGUCAUUGAAUGAAAAUGAUCUCCGACCCCUAGAGUGUCCUGGAGCUCCAGGGAAGCCUUAUCCUGGCGGAGCUGACCUUGUUCUGAACUUGACAAUGGGUUUUGGUGUAGCCCCUGGUGCCAGCGCUCCGUCGUUUUUCAUGAACAAUGUAUCAUAUGUGUCUCCGAAGGUUCCGGUGCUUUUACAGAUCCUGAGCGGCGCUCAAAGCGCUCAGGAUUUGCUACCCGCUGGGAGCGUGUAUACGCUACCGCGGAACAAGGUCAUUGAAAUCAAUCUACUUGGAGGUAGUGCUAUUGGUGGACCACAUCCUUUCCAUCUGCAUGGUCAUGCCUUCGAUGUUGUCAAGACCUCAAGUAGCUCAGACUACAACUUUGUAGAUCCGGUCCGUCGAGAUGUGACACUGGUGAAUCAGAACGGUCAAACGACUAUUAGGUUCCUUACCGACAACCCAGGACCUUGGUUCUUACACUGUCAUAUCGACCCUCAUCUUGAGGCCGGUCUUGCUGUUGUCCUAGCAGAAGACACUAGGGACACGAAAUCGAAUGAUCCAGUUCCGGCCGGCUGGGAUACACUGUGUCCGAUUUAUGAUAGUUUGACUCCUGAUCAACUGCCUUGA
Messenger RNA from Lentinula edodes (shiitake mushroom), 1740 nucleotides. Its product is annotated as laccase. Bases 1 to 1740 code for a protein of 579 amino acids. The transcript has 12 exons. The record is from RefSeq and is a predicted model, not a curated record. NCBI's taxonomy places the organism in Eukaryota, Fungi, Basidiomycota, Agaricomycetes, Agaricales, Omphalotaceae. Gene Ontology annotation, molecular function: oxidoreductase activity; copper ion binding.